AUGACGUUCCUGGGCACCAUCGGUGGGUUAGUUGCGGGAUUCACUGUGGGCUUCACAUCAGUGGCAUUACCAUCUCUUGAAAAGGAUGAGAAUGCUCCCUUCACCUUAACCAGUCAAUCCAAGGCCUGGUUUGUGAGUAUGGUGAGUCUGGCACAGUUGCUGGGUGGCCUGGUAGCUGCUCUGAUUGCAAAGCAUUGGAGUCGCAAGUGGCUUCUCAUUGCACUUCUCAUCCCAAUAUUUGCUUCCUGGCUCAUGAUUGCAUAUCCAUUGAACCUCUCAAUGUUCAUGAUUGGUCGGGGUCUUACAGGCUUCUUCUUUGGUAUUCGAACCCCCAUUUCUCAGCUAUACAUAGCAGAGAUUGCACACAAGGAUCGAAGAGGUUUGCUGGCUUCAUGCACUGUGAUUGCUCUCACAUUUGCAACUAUGCUUACGUACAUCCUUGGGACAUUUAUGGAGUGGAGAGCACUUGCAUUGACUCUGGGAAUAAUUCCUGUGGCAUUAAUACCCCUAGUCCUUUUUGUACCAGAGUCACCUACUUUCCUCCUCUUACACAAGAGGCAUGAAGAGGCAGCUACAGCCCUAAGAAAGCUUCGAGGCCCACAUUAUGAUAUCACAAUGGAAAUGGAUCAAGUCAUCAAGCACAUCAAAGAAUCCCAAGAAACAAGAUCUCAUUUCAGAGAUAUUUUUCAAUGGAACUAUCUAAAACCUGUUGGCCUCCUCAUGGAUCAUGUGGGACGUAAACGCCUCACAAUCAUCUCGUCCUUCCUCAUGACCUUUGCCCACUUUGGCUUUGGACUAUACUACUACUUUCUUGAUAAUGAACUGUACAUGGAAACUCUGAAAAGCCUCUACUGGGUCCCCAUUGUUACACUGUGCCUAUUUGUGGCUGGGUUUUCCUUGGGAAUGAGUGCAGUAGUUUUUGUGCUA
Molecule: messenger RNA, 927 nt
Organism: Darwinula stevensoni
Lineage: Eukaryota; Metazoa; Arthropoda; Ostracoda; Podocopida; Darwinulidae
Source: the annotation of a GenBank genome assembly